AUGAUUGACCAGAAAAAUACUAAAAUAUAAAAUGAUCACAUUUUGGUUGGUAGUUGUGAAAUGGAAGAUUUAACAAGUAACACAAUAGAUGAUUAUUGUUAGUCUAUCCGUAUGAAUUAGUUAAUAGGGAGUUUUUUGGAUUUAUAGAGAAAACAUCUUUUGUGAAGGAGAACUUUGAGUUGUUGUCGAAAGUAGGUUAAAAUUUAAGAUUGAAUUUUAAAGAUUGGCCGACAGUUGAAUAAGCAAUCUUACUGUUUUAAAAGAAUAUGUAUCAGUUUUGUUGAAUUUUCAAGCUAAAAUGCUAAAAGAAAAUCAAUCAAGUGGAGCGAUUUCGAGAAGAAACUCUUUUAUUGGAUAGUCAUGCGCUAUUAUAUCUAUAAAGGAAUUAAGGAUAAUAAACAAUUAGUAUUUAAUAUCAUAAAGUUGUUAAAAGGCUACAAACGAAUGGAGAGAAAUAUCAAAAAUGAUUCUAGGAAGAAAUGCUCAUUAAUGUCGAUUGAAAUGGGAACAAAAAUAUAAAAUUCCUUUAUCUGAGGCACCUUGGACUGAACAAGAAGACAAUUUACUCUUCAAAGUGCAUGAGUAUAGGCAUUUCUAAAUUUUAGAGAAUUUAAAAAAACAGGAAAAGAAAACAAGUGGUCUUAAAUUUCAAGAGAAAUAUAUAAAAGAUCUAACAAUAAAAUAUUCAGAUAACCCAAAUAAUGUAGAGAACGAUGGAUUAAUCGUCUAGAUCCGAAUAUUUCUAAGUAUUGAAAUGAUAAUAAUAGUGAUCCGUGGGAUAAAUAAUAAGAAAUUGAUUUAUUGAAGACUAUCUUAAUGAGAGGUAAGAAAUGGUCAGAACUAUCAACCCUUUAUGGCAGGGUUAGAACUGAGAAUUCAUUAAAAAAUAAAUACAAUUCGCUUCUAAAGAAAGAAAAAUUGAAAUAUGAAUUUGAAACGAUAAAUCCUCAUUUAUUUGAGAAAGUGUAAAAACUGCGAAAGGACUACGCUAAGAGAUAUGGAAACAUCACUCCAAUUGAAGAAAUCGAUAACUAUGAAUGGCAGUUUAUAGUUUUAGCAAUUUAAGGCUUAUACAUUGAGUAGUGCUUACAGGAAGGUAGGAUUGAAGAGGCUUAAAAAAUAAAUAAUGAUGACUUUUUUAAUCUAUUUCAUGAAGAUCCUUUAAUUAAAACAUCCAAGACUAUACUAUAUAAAAAGGAACUAACUAUUAAGUAGGUAGAUCCAAAUAUCAUUCUUAAUAAUGAAAAGUGUGGAGUCGUUAUUUUUAAUCAUAAAAAUAACAAAUUAUAUUUAACACCUUAUAAUGUAAUUGACUUCCAAAACAUAGUCCUAAAUCAAAUUAAAAAGAAGGUUAAAAUAGAAGAUAAUGCCACAACUUCAUCUACUUAAUCAGAUCCAAAUUAGACUUAUCUAAGAACAUCUAUAGGAACCUAAUCCAUCUAAUAAUUUUUAUACCUUACUAAUCAACCUAACUAUUAUGUUCCUUUAAAUUAGAGUAUGUUCAAUAGCUAUUGGCUUCCACCGGUUUUUCCAUAAUAAAUUGUAUCUUCAUAAAUUCAAAAUAAAAAUUUUAUUAGAAAUUAAACGCAAUUUUAAGAAGAAAAACAACUACAUUAAAACCUCUAGCAAAAUAAUUAGGAUAAUUUAAAUGAUAUUUUUGAAUAAAUCGGAGUGGAUAUUAAAAUAGUUAAUUCGGAUGAUGAAAAAUGA
Paramecium octaurelia is the source of this 1710-nucleotide messenger RNA. Lineage: Eukaryota; Ciliophora; Oligohymenophorea; Peniculida; Parameciidae. The record is from the annotation of a GenBank genome assembly.